Messenger RNA from Symbiodinium natans, 357 nucleotides. The record is from the annotation of a GenBank genome assembly. Lineage: Eukaryota; Dinophyceae; Suessiales; Symbiodiniaceae.
AUGGCAACGGGGCGGCUGCCGGUUUGGGCGCUGGUGCAAAUACGCCCACGAGGCUGGCCCUCUAAUUCCCCAAAGCUGCCACGACCGUUCGACCCAUCAGAGGCAUCAGCAGGAGAGGGUGAAGCAAGAGAUGCCACUGCAAGGGCAAUUCGCAAUCUUGCACUUCAUCAAGUCGGCCAGGUCCCGCGUUCUACAGCGCGUUCCCCGCGGGACCAGGCCCGGCUUGAGGUGGCGGCGCCAAUUCCAGACUUUUUCGACACGAUCGAGGAGGAGAGAGUUGACGUGGACUUGUCCCAAACCAUGAGCGAGGAGGACAACACCAGCUUCUUUUCCAGAAACUCGUGUCCGAACCAGUGA